AUGGCGGGUCGCUUCGUUCGAUCAUCCAAAUACCGCCACGUCUUUGGACGUUCUACGCGCAAAGAACAAUGCUAUGACAAUCUCCGCAUUUCUACGAACGCUUGGGAUACCAAUCUCGUCAAGGUAAACCCGCAAUAUCUUUCAGUUAAUUGGGAAACGGCUGGCGGUGGUGCCUUCGCUGUUAUUCCGACAAACGAAACCGGGAAGCUUCCCGAGCGAUUCCCCCUUUUUCGCGGACAUACUGCUGUAGUUUUCCUCUGGAGAGUGCCGGAAGGCUUUACUCUCCACACGGAUGCUGAGCAAGUUACAGACAUUGCGCCAAUUGGAAAGCUAAGCGGCCAUCCAAGAAAAGUUGGACACGUCCUUUUUAAUCCCGCGGCCGAAAAUGUGCUCGCAUCCGCGUCUGGCGACUUUUCCGUCAAAAUCUGGGACAUCGAAGCUGGAUCUUCGAAACUCACGCUCAAGCUUGGGGACGUUGUCCAAUCGUUGUCAUGGAGUGCAAACGGCUCACUUUUGGUGACAACUUCCCGAGAUAAAAAGCUAAGAAUCUGGGACGUACGUCAAGAGAAACCCGUCCAUGAAACCCAAGGCCACUCGGGCGCAAAGAAUAGUCGAGCGGUGUGGAUGGGAGAACAUGAUCGCAUCGCUACCACAGGAUUCUCGAAGAUGAGUGAUAGACAGCUAGCGUUGUGGGAUGCUCGUGCUCCAAGAGAGCCAAUCAACGGAUUCAAAGUCCUUGAUUCCAUCUCUGGGGUUUGUGUACCGUACUGGGACGAUGGUACCCAGUGUCUGUACCUGGCUGGAAAGGGUGACGGCAAUAUUCGUUACUUUGAGUAUGAAAACGACAAGUUCGAAUAUUUGUCCGAAUAUAAAUCAAGCGACCCUCAGCGUGGCAUUGGAUUCAUGCCUAAGCGUGGUGUUAAUAUGCACGAAAACGAAGUCGUUCGCGCAUUCAAGACGGUAAACGACACCUACAUUGAACCUAUUUCAUUUAUUGUUCCUCGUCGAGCCGAGGUCUUCCAAGACGACAUCUAUCCACCAACAACCGGCAUUAAACCAGCAAUGUCAUCUGGGGAAUGGUUUGAAGGCAAGGAGGCCCUGCCCCCUAAAAUUGACAUGGCGAGCCUAUAUGAAGGAGAGGGCUUGAAGGAACUACCAGCAGAUGCUGUUCCUGCACCGAAGAAGGCACCGGCAACUCCUGCAGCUCCCGCAGAACAUCCUAAGGAGCAAGUACAGAAACCUCAAGAGGAGCAGGAAGCUAAACCGAUUCGUCCAGCCGUUGUAUCGCCUCCUCGUGACAAUAUGAAAGAACAGGGCGCUUCGAUGGCUGCUAUGGUCUCUAAAUUCGCUGAUGAAGAAGAGAAAGCGGACGACGCGGAUGAUAGCUCUAGCUUUGAAGAGGUUUCCAAACCGGUGGAACGCGCGCCGACGAUUUCUGUUUCUGCCACUGAUGCUCAACCCCUUUCUUCACCGCCCGGAUUAUGGAAGGCGAGAAAGCCCGAGGCGGCGAAGCCCAUCCCAUCAAUUGCAAAUCCCCCCCCAUCCGUACACGUUCCAAACCUUCCCAUUACCACCCCUGGCGUCGUAACCCCGACUGUAGAUGAUUUCUCGGCAAUCUCCCGAGAACCCAUUUUCAAAGAGAUGGAGCAAAUCAAAACCUUGCUCGCUGAACAGACCAAAGCCAUGGCGGCCCAGGCCAAACAGAUGGCCAUCCUCGCUGCUGAGAUUGAUAGUCUGAAGGCAAAAUUGGGCUAA
Molecule: messenger RNA, 1755 nt
Organism: Uncinocarpus reesii 1704
Lineage: Eukaryota; Fungi; Ascomycota; Eurotiomycetes; Onygenales; Onygenaceae
Exons: 8
Coding region: 1-1755 (584 amino acids)
Biological process (GO): actin filament organization
Molecular function (GO): actin filament binding
Source: RefSeq, a predicted model, not a curated record